AACAGCCCUUCUAGCCAAAGAAGCUGCCAACUUCCGAUGCAGCAGCCUAGUCAGGACGCCUUUUUGUUAGGCAGCUCUAUGGCCAAGAGUCCCAAUGGCCCUUUCUCGGCCCUAUGUUGGCAGCUAUGGUCAUCACUGCCUUUUGCCUGAUAUGCUGGCUCACCGCUGCCAAGCCGCCAAAGUGUUUCACCAGGCGCUACUUCAUGGCUGAGACGCCAGAUGUGCAACAAAGCAUUGCGCAGCAGAUCAGGGAGGAUUCGGCUCUGGGUCCAAAUCGUGAUCAGCGUGGCUGUUUGCAAGCUGCUGGGUUUGUUUGGUGCGAAGGAAUUGGGAAGUGCAUCAGGCCUUGGAAGGAGUCGUGCCCUGGUGGAACCGAAUUCUGCCGCAACUAUUGCUUGACCUCGAAAAAACAGAACCCAAACAAGUUGAGGACUGUGCACAGCAUUCGUUGUGGCUGUCAUGGGUUGGAAGAUUUGAAGAUGAUGACCUCAACCACACGAGGAGUGUCUUGAUGCAAAGACGGAACAGAAUAUUGUUUCACACCCAAUUUGCCGGUACAUCGCUUAUUUGUUUCACGGGAAAA
Messenger RNA from Durusdinium trenchii, 583 nucleotides. The record is from the annotation of a GenBank genome assembly. Lineage: Eukaryota; Dinophyceae; Suessiales; Symbiodiniaceae.